UGUCAACAAGCGGCAAAACAAAAACGCAAAACAAACUUGAAAAAACGCGUUUCUUCGUGAAUUGCACCGACCGUUGGUGCGAAACGUUUUCAAUUUGCAGCUGCAGGCAACGGUGCACAGAAUGGCGCGCGUUCCAAAGACCGGCUACAUGAUGGUGAUCGACGUGGGACGGAGCACUGCGCGAAGCUGCGGCGAUCAAAGUUUCUUCGAGAAGGCCAAGGAGUGCGGCAUACGAAUAAUGGGCAGAAACAUUUGCAGCUUCCCCCAAGACGAAAUUGGUCUAGUUCUGAUGGGAACGGAUGAGACGAGCAACCAGCUAAACACUGACCAUGGUAGCGGGUACGAGCACAUUUGUGAAGCCUCCGAGGUUAAGCUACCGAACUGGCACACCUCACGCAUCCUGGAAAAUAAGGUGUUGCGCUCGAACAGCGAAGCCAACUGGUUCGAUGCACUCAUCGUUGCAGCGGACUUCCUUCGUGCGGGCACCGAGAACAGAUCCUUCAAACAACUGCAUAUCUUUCUGAUAUCUGCGCUGGAGAUGUCCGCCGAUGUGAGCCAAAGCGAAAUCCGCAGUCUGCUGGAGAGCUUAGAGGUGAUGGUCUGCCGGGUGCACAUUAUCAGCGAUCAGAUUGAACAUUCGAAGCCGAUAACGAGCAGCACCAUAUUCACCCCCCGCUCAUCCGGUGCGUUCGUGGACGAGGGAGUGAAGAGUGAGGAUCGGAUCAAAAAUGAAAAGCUGCUGGAUGAAAUUUUGCAAACGGAGGGCUUCACCUUGACCAGCAUCGAUGCGGCACACCGGUGUUUGGGUUUUUACGUACCGAAACCCGUUCGACCGACGCCCUGGAACAGCACGCUCACCAUCGGCACCAAACUGAAGUUCGCCAUCUCUGCCUAUCUGCUUAUCAGUGAGCAGAAAGGUUUGGGCCCUUUCAAGGUGACCAGUGCGGGCGGUUCUGCAGCAAACAGUGUCGUCACGAUGCGUACACAACACUUCCAGAACGAGAAACCGAUCGACCUGGACAUGGAAGACGUGAUCGUUGGGUACAUGUACGGAUCUAGCGUCGUCCCGUACGACAAUGCAAUCGAUAUGGACUACAAAUCGGGUGAGGCAGGGCUAAACUGUCUCGGGUUUACGGCAUCCAGCAACAUUCUGGACGAGUACCUGAGCGGCAAGGGCACCUACUUGGUGAUGGCGAAGAAAGGGUGCGCCGGGUCCGAGGAAAAGCUUACCGCUCUGGUGAAAGCAAUGAUGGCUCUCAAUGUGGUCAUGUUGGCUUCUAAAAUCUAUCGAAAAGAUACGAAGCCACGUUUGCAAACGUUGCUCCCUAUCAUGCACGAACAACGCUAUCCUUGCCUCGUGAUGCUGGAGCUCGUCUUUCAGGACGAAAUAAAUCUGGUGCGAUUUCCUUCUAUUCUAACGAGCAAACACCAACCUUCACCGGAACAGUACGCAGCGGUUGAUAAGCUGAUCGACAGCAUGAACCUGACGGACGCCGUUGAGGAUGAGCAUGGACGUUCGCACGAAGCUUUUGGGCUUAAGGAAACGCACAAUCCAAACCAUCAAUUCCUGUACCGUUCGGUAGUGCAUCGGGCCACUCACCCGAAUGCUACCUCCCUUCCCGUGCUUGGUAGUGACGUUAGCGAGCUGGUAAGCGUUCCGCGGAAGUUGAUUCAACGAGCGCAAGCAGCUAUCGAUGAGAUCAAGCAAGUGUUUCCGCUGGAGGAACAGAAACGCAUCACACGUACCGAGUGGCUGCAACGAAUGGCAGCCAUGCACCAGGGUUCUGGAGAUGCUGCGCCGUCGGGCACAGCUCCCUCCUCCAGCAUCGCUACGAUCGAUGAUGAGAGUGAGCGUCGAGUGGUGCUGACCGUCGGUACGAUGACACCGGCAGAGGAUUUCGAUCUGCUGUUGCGGCGUGGGGAAAAGUUCGUUACGGUUGCCACUCAAAUGCAGACCGUCAUAUUCGAGCUGCUCUUUACAGCGAUGCACACUCCGGUGGAGAAGAUCAUCAUGGCACUGAUGAUGUACCGUGGGGAGGCCCAAAAGCUCGGUCCUUUUCGCUACAACGAGUGGUUGACGGAAUUCAAGCAGGUGCUACUCCAACGCCGUAAGCACGAGUUCUGGGAAGAAGUGAUCGUGCGGGAGAAGCUCGGUUUGAUCGACGUUUCCGAAAGCGAUAUGAGCACGGUCAGUGUGGACGAUGCGAUUGAGUUUUACCGGAUUCCUGCUGUGCCGACGAGUGGGGCAGAAACGAUCGUGAAGGAUGAUGUUGAUCUUGAUUCUCUGUUUGAGGAACUGAACGGAUAACUUAAACCGGUGUGCAACAACAUCGGUUGGAUCGGGA
Anopheles aquasalis is the source of this 2345-nucleotide messenger RNA. RefSeq names its product X-ray repair cross-complementing protein 5-like. Gene Ontology annotation, molecular function: telomeric repeat DNA binding; damaged DNA binding; double-stranded DNA binding. Gene Ontology annotation, biological process: double-strand break repair via nonhomologous end joining; DNA recombination; telomere maintenance. Gene Ontology annotation, cellular component: nucleus; Ku70:Ku80 complex. The record is from RefSeq and is a predicted model, not a curated record. NCBI's taxonomy places the organism in Eukaryota, Metazoa, Arthropoda, Insecta, Diptera, Culicidae.